Molecule: messenger RNA, 1549 nt
Organism: Plodia interpunctella (Indianmeal moth)
Lineage: Eukaryota; Metazoa; Arthropoda; Insecta; Lepidoptera; Pyralidae
Product: CD63 antigen
Exons: 6
Coding region: 166-882 (238 amino acids)
Cellular component (GO): plasma membrane
Source: RefSeq, a predicted model, not a curated record
AUAGUUAGUAGUUUGCAACACUGCGUUUUAGAGCUGGCAACCCAGUCAGUAACUAAUCUACAUUUUGUGAGUGUGUUGUUUGAUAUUUCAUAAAAUUUUAACUUAUUAUUCCGCUUUAUUCGGCGGUCAAAUUUUUUAAAUACAAAUCACAAUCAAAAAUCAAUCAUGGCUUUGGGCGGUGGAAUGUCCUGUGUGAAAUACCUGCUCUUUCUAUUCAAUCUUUUGUUUGCGAUAACGGGACUUAUUAUUCUGAUUGUUGGCAUCCGAGCUGAGAUCAAAUCAGCUCCUUACGUGGACUUGGCUGACGAGAACUUCUACACAUCUGGUCCCAUUGUCCUGAUCAUUGUUGGAGUCAUAGUGUUCAUUGUUGCCUUCUUCGGAUGCUGUGGUGCAGUCAAGGAGAAUCACUGCAUGAUUGUCACUUUCUCAGUGUUUCUGCUGAUCAUUUUCGUGGCGGAGCUGGGAGUGGGCAUCGCAGGGUAUGUGAAGCAGAAGGACCUGGCCGCGAACCUGGAGCGCCGGCUCAACGAUACCAUCGCCGACUACCCCAACAACCCCAACGUCAAGGAGACCUUCGACAUCAUCCAGACUGAUCUCCAAUGCUGUGGCGUCCGGGGCCCCGAGGACUGGCACAAUGCGACUCUGCCCAAUUCCUGCUGCUCGGCGCUUGACAUCAAACCCAACGGCGCCGUAUCCGAAUGCAUCAUCAACGGUCCGGCUGUCCACAAGACCGGCUGCCUUGAAGCCAUCAGAGACAACAUGCAGACUAUAGCAGCUGUGCUUGGAGGCGUUGGUUUGGGAAUUGCUAUUGUACAGCUGCUGGGCGUAAUAUUCGCUUGCUGUCUCGCUCGCUCCAUCCGCAGCCAGUAUGAGACAGUGUAAAGGGAAGACACUGGACUGGCGCAAGAAUCUAUCUCCAUUCAUUGUGAUUUAUUUACUAGUUAUCGAUCAAUUUGUGUAUAUGUAGCAUUAAUUUAUUUUAUUAUUGUUAUCUCAGAUCGUUUUCCUUUUUUAUAUUUGCAUUUUUUAUGAAGACACCCGAAUUUUACUUCCUUCAUAAAAACAAUUUGUAACUCAACCUCAUCUGGGUGGGAUAUACCAACCACCAAAGUUCACCAGUCUUAAAAGAAAGUGUUAUUAGCAGUAAGGUUUUUAGCGUGCCAGCACAUCAGUUAUUAUUCCAAAUUUCACAAAAAUAUUGAGUGUGCUCAGUGUUAGAAGACUGAUUUUUCGAUUAGAUGGGUUUCUAAUGCCAAACUCCAUUACAUGAUUACAUGACGACUUUUUGUGUAAUUGUUAUAUUGACUACCCAAUUUAAAUUUUUACAAUCUUCAUGUUUCAUAUUUUCUCAUUAGUCCAAGUAGAAAUGGUGCACAUUUAAAAAUGUAAUUUAUUAAUUUUCGUUGAAGACGAAAUCUUUAAUAAAUAUAUGAUGAUAAAAUAUCGAUAUAAUUAUCUCUUUUUGUACUUUAUCAAUGUGAAAUAAACAUUAGAUCAAUGUUCAAGUGUUUGUAGAUAUAUUUGUAAUAAAAUCAGCAUAUCUACAGCA